GGAGCUGAAGCAGGAAGGAAGGAAGGCAGGCAGAGAGAGAAGGGAGGCAGGCUGUGAAUGCUAACAAGCCCCGUCGUAAUCAUAGAGCUCCGUAGGUAGUGUUUGAUAAAAACGUCUUGCAAUGGAGAGGAACGACGACCACUAUUGAACACCUACUAUGCGCCAGUGCCGCGUUCGCCUUGCGCGCGUGCAGCAGCCUCACAGUCGUCGGCACGUUUGAUCAGAAAAACCGUCUUUUUCCGCUGAGUGAAAUGUAUCGCGACUGCUCGGGCUUCACAUUCUGACAAUGGAGAUUGAAAAUAUCGUGGCCAACACGGUUCUCCUGAAGGCAAGGGAAGGUGGAGGAGGGAAGAGGAAUGGUCGCAGUAAGAAAUGGAAGGAGAUGCUAAAACUCCCCCACAUCAGCCAGUGUGAGGAGCUACGCCGCACUAUCGAGAGGGACUACACCAGUCUGUGUGAGAAGCAGCCCAUUGGUCGGCUGUUAUUCCGUCAGUACUGUGACACCAGGCCAGAGCUGAAGCGCUGCAUCGAGUUUAUGGAUACUGUGGCCAUGUACCAGCUCGCUCCUGACGAGAAGAGGAGAGACUACGGACUGAAUGUUUUAGACACAUACUUUAAUAAUGGGUCGGCAGCCCAUCUGCCAGCCGUACCCCCCGAUGUGGUCGCUGGGUGUCGGGAGAGGCUGGAGCAGAGUCCAUGUAAGGAUCUCUUUAAUGACUGCACCAAAAUAGUUCGUGAUUAUCUGAGUGGAGCUCCAUUUUCCUCCUACCACGAGUCCAUAUACUUCUCUCGCUUCCUGCAGUGGAAAUGGUUGGAGAGGCAACCAGUAACCAAAAAUACCUUCAGACAUUACAGAGUACUAGGAAAAGGUGGAUUUGGCGAGGUUUGUGCCUGCCAAGUACGUGCCACCGGUAAGAUGUACGCCUGUAAAAAGCUGGAAAAGAAACGAGUGAAGAAAAGAAAAGGUGAAGCAAUGGCACUAAACGAAAAACGCAUUUUAGAAAAAGUUAACAGUAGUUUUGUAGUUAGUCUAGCAUAUGCCUAUGAGACCAAGGAUGCGCUGUGCCUGGUGUUGACCAUAAUGAAUGGCGGUGACUUAAAGUUCCACAUCUACAACAUGGGCAACUCUGGCUUCGACGAGCAGAGGGCCAUCUUCUAUGCUGCUGAGAUCUGCUGUGGCCUUGAGGACCUGCACCGUGAGAGGAUAGUCUACAGGGAUUUGAAACCUGAAAACAUCCUUCUGGAUGAUCGUGGACACAUCCGAAUUUCAGACCUGGGCCUUGCUGUUCAAAUCCCUGAAGGGGAGACGAUACGAGGGAGAGUGGGCACUGUUGGAUACAUGGCUCCCGAGGUGAUCCAGAACGAGAGCUACACCGUCAGCCCGGACUGGUGGGGGCUGGGCUGCCUGAUCUUCGAGAUGAUACAGGGCCAGUCGCCCUUCCGCAAGCGCAAGGAGCGUGUCAAGCGGGAGGAGGUGGACAGACGAGUGCGCGAGGACCCAGAGGAGUACUCUGAUAAGUUCGCAGAGGAGGCGAAGGACAUCUGCAGACAGCUCCUGGCUAAGGACCCCAAGGAGCGACUGGGUUGUCAGGGUAGAGGGGCUAUAGAGGUCAAGCAGCACCCCAUCUUCAGAAACAUCAACUUCAAACGGCUGGAGGCCAACAUGCUGGACCCUCCCUUCAGCCCCGAUCCCCGGGCCGUGUACUGUAAAGACGUCCUGGACAUUGAGCAGUUCUCCACUGUCAAAGGCGUGAACCUUGACCCCACGGACGACGACUUUUACCACAAGUUUGUCACAGGCAGUGUCUCCAUCCCGUGGCAGAACGAGAUGAUUGAGAUGGAGUGCUUUAAAGAAAUCAACGUCUACGAGACUGACGGGACGCUGUGCUCCGAUCUGGAUGUGAACCGGCCUAAUCCUCCACCAAAGAGAGGCUUCUUCUACCGCCUGUUCAGAAGAGAGGCAAGUGCUAGUGCUCCGGCAACUGUUCGAGGGGGUGGGGGCUAAGGUCUGUUUUAAGAGCGGUUACAGUGACGACGAGAUCGAAGAGCCCUCGCGACUUUAAACCACUCCCUCCACCUGCCUCCUCUUCCCCCCCCUCCCCCUCGCCGCUGAACUUCACCACAAACUCCAAGCAAGCGCAAAUCUUAGGAACUCAGUGAAUGUUGACCUGUAUUUAUGAGCUGUAUUAAAAGUGUAUUAUAAUUAAAGAAAAAAGUAUGAGUUUAAAGAUUUUGUACAUUUGUACUUGAAUUUAUGUCUAGAUGUAUAUUUUCACUAAAGGUUGUAUUGUACAAAAAGCCAUAAAAGUACCACUUGAAUGCAUACAUUACAUUUUUAUUUCCUUUAUUUUAUUUUGGAAUGAGUAUGGACAAUUUGUUGUUUUUUUUUGUUUUUUUUAAGAAGCACAGUACCAGUAGUUUUUUUUUUUCUUCUUCUUUCUUUUUUUUCUCAAUGUAGCAUAAGGCCUUUUUGUUUUUACAUGUGCUGUAUGUUUGUCAUUGAUUUAGCCAACGUGACGUGUUGUUAGCAUAUCAGAUCCACCUGGUUCCCAAACUAACCCUUAGCCUCUGCAGGCUCAGGUAGAUCUGAAUGAUGUGCAUAGAUCCAAAUGGUAUUGGUGGAAAAUAAAUCCAGUCUAGCAUUGCUGUGUUGAUGCUAUGCUGCUAAAGCCUUCCCCAUAUGUUUCCAAGAUCUGCCACUUUGAUUUAAAUUAGUUUGAACGUGAUAAUCCACAUCUUUCCCUCAGCCCAGUUAGGCAGGUUGCACUGGACUGUAUGACGUGUAGUGAACUGUCUCCAAGGGGCCUUUACCAACUUAAUUCUAGUAGAGAUGGCAUGGAUCAGCAUGUGCAACAAUUAGUAUUUUAAGGAAAUAUUGCGGAGGCUUUUUGUUUUGGUAAUACAAGGCCUGAUCAUUAUCAUUCCUGGACCUCUCAAAAAUCUCAUGAGCUGCAAAAGGCUCAGAUCGUUAUUUUAGAUGCCAGACUGUUUCCUUCGGGAGAACAGCAUGUUAAGUAAAUGUCUGUUACAUUAUUCACUCAGGCAAAACAAUUUUUUGGUUGUUUAUCUUUAUUCCUCAAACUUGGUUUUCUGCUUCUUUUUGUGUAAUCUGUCACCCAUAAUUUUUUUGUGUACCAGAAAGCCUAGGACAGGUUGAGUUGGAACAUAGAGACUUAUGAUGAUGAUGAUGAUGAUGAUGAUGGCACUGUAUAAGAGAUCUGACCUGGGGCUGAAAACAAAUUGCCAUUGCAUUAAACAAGCUUACAAUGAUUCAGCUGUCAGCAUCCUCUGCGCUGACUUGAGAUACAGCCUGCUUUGGCCUCUGUGCCUGUUGAUCAUAGAUAGCACAAAGCCGGUCGGCCACAUGUCCUGCUAGUAGACCUCCAGUUAGACCCUGUGGCUUUAGCUGUGUUUGUACUAGAUGAAAAUAACCUUUCUUAAUCAUAAUAGCAGCUGCCUUUAACUAUUCCAUUGAAAUCUUGUAUGUUCUGUCAUAAGAAUGACUUGAGACCGUUGCUUGUAUGUGUGUAGACAGGGAGGAACAGGGGCAUAAUGGUUAUUAUUAUUAUUAUCCUGCCUGCAGAGUUACUAUCAUCCAGUGUACAAAAACACUCGCCACUUGCAGUUGUGCACUUUUGUUUCAUCAUAGAAAUGUUUCCAAAUUAACCGAUCCUGAACAAAUACAUUUUCUGUACAUUUCCCAGCAUGUUCCAAUCGUUUGUUUUCAUUGGCAUUUCAGAGGCUUUUGAAGCCAUAUUGCUUUUGAAUUUUGGUUUUUAGUCAGUUGCUGUUUACUCCCACCACCACCUGUUUUUAAUGCUGUGAAUACCCAAUCUGGACGUGACAAUACAAUAGCUAGAAAUCAUGUAAGGACUUGAAUGUCACUUAAUUGAUUUUCCAACCCUUCAAGACCGCUUACAUUUAAAAUGGUACGCGUGGAAUUCCCCAUCUCAUUUACUAAUUUGGAGACUUGGCCUGUUCUAUAAUAUUGUCGUCCCCUGUUGCACAUUCCAUUUAUCAAAAAUCAGGAUUCGAAUGUGUGCAUCUGUUGCCGGCUUGACGUCACCCGAGUGUCUGUUCGUUUUUUUGUUGCUCUUGGGCACAUUUUGAAGCAGAUUUCUCUUGCCUAUGUAGAUUUUAGCCUUUUAGCUCUUUAGCCUCAAAAAAACCUUGUAAAUGAUGUAUUUCUAACAUGUAACUAAGCUCUAACACACAUUCAUUCACUCUCACAGGGAAACUAAACUGUGUUUGCCACCCAUGCCUCUGCCAUUGAACUUUACUCUUAUACCAUCCAUACAGCAGUAAAGAUAUUCUGUUUAGUUUCAUUGCACUAUGGUGUGUUUUGACAAUGACUUUAGGAAGUGUCUUUAACUAUUUUUGCCAAUGAUACCAAAAGCAACAUUAAGUAAAUCAAACUUGUCUUGUGAUCGGAAACAUUUACUGAAGAAAGACUGACCGCCUUUAUUGUAUGUGCCAAUUACCAAGUUCAGUUCUGACACCCCGCCUUUUUUCCACCUCUUUAUCAUUCCGUCCAUUCUGAGAGAAAUUCCUUCACAUAAAGGAACUUUAAACAACUCAACAGUUUUGAAUGUCCGCACUAAGUGCAUUGUAAUGCCUGUUUAAAAAAAAAAAAAAAAAAUACAUAUGUUUUAUUACUCAAGCAUGUAUCGGUUUGUAAUACUUCAGGUUCCUUGUAUAUGUAAAUGAUGACCUUCUAGUGCCAACAUAUCUCACUGGUAUCUGAGGACAACUUUAUAAAUGGCAAGGUGACCAGCUGAGUUGGCCCUGUUUGAAUGCAUGACAUGCAUUCCUUCUCUCCUGCCUUCCUCCAAGGCGGUGAUGGUGAGUCUUCCCCCUUAAAACUGGGAUGGCGCUCACCAAUGAUGUUUAGAAGUGAGAGAUCCUCAGUUCCUUGAUGUCACUUGAGUCUAGUUUUGGGAUAAAUGCCUGGAGGUUUUCCAGGGUUUCAUACUCUUCUGUCCAGAUUAUAUAUCGGAUAAGUGAUAUUUUCAAAGAAGGGAGGAACAACAAAUGCAUUAUUGGUAUUCAAACGUGGCCUGGGACUUCUUGAUUUUUCUUCUUUUUUUUGUAUCUGUACAGUCAUGUCGUUCAACCACUGCAGUCAUUGUUAAUUCUUGUACAAGUUGUAUCACUGGUUGUUGUACCAUAUCUGACAUUUGUAAUUAUGAAAUAAUACACUGCCAUUUGUAUAAAAAUA
Molecule: messenger RNA, 5218 nt
Organism: Perca fluviatilis (European perch)
Lineage: Eukaryota; Metazoa; Chordata; Actinopteri; Perciformes; Percidae
Gene: grk4
Product: G protein-coupled receptor kinase 4
Exons: 16
Coding region: 287-2005 (572 amino acids)
Biological process (GO): protein phosphorylation; regulation of signal transduction; signal transduction
Cellular component (GO): cytoplasm
Molecular function (GO): G protein-coupled receptor kinase activity; ATP binding
Source: RefSeq, a predicted model, not a curated record